Messenger RNA from Pygoscelis adeliae (Adelie penguin), 1056 nucleotides. RefSeq names its product GDNF family receptor alpha 2 (gene GFRA2). NCBI's taxonomy places the organism in Eukaryota, Metazoa, Chordata, Aves, Sphenisciformes, Spheniscidae. Bases 1 to 1056 code for a protein of 351 amino acids. The transcript has 9 exons. The record is from RefSeq and is a predicted model, not a curated record. Gene Ontology annotation, biological process: nervous system development. Gene Ontology annotation, cellular component: signaling receptor complex; external side of plasma membrane. Gene Ontology annotation, molecular function: signaling receptor activity.
AUGUCCUGGAAUAUCAAGUCCAGCAGCCUUCAUUCAGCGAUUUCAGAGGGAGAAGAAUUUUAUGAAGCUUCCCCCUAUGAGCCGGUCACCUCUCGUCUCUCAGAUAUAUUCAGACUUGCUUCAAUUUUCUCAGGAAUGGACCCCGCCACCAACUCCAAAAGCAACCACUGCCUCGACGCGGCCAAAGCCUGCAACCUGAAUGACAACUGCAAGCGCCUGCGCUCGGGCUACAUCUCCACCUGCAGCAAGGAGAUCUCGGCCACCGAGCACUGCAGCCGGAGGAAAUGCCACAAGGCUCUGCGCCAGUUCUUUGACCGCGUCCCCAGCGAGUACACCUACCGCCUCCUCUUCUGCUCCUGCAAGGACCAGGCUUGCGCCGAGCGCCGGCGGCAAACCAUCGUCCCCUCCUGCUCCUACGAGGACAAGGAGAAACCCAACUGCCUGGAUCUGCGCAACACGUGCCGGACGGAUCACCUCUGCCGGUCCCGGCUGGCCGAUUUCCACACCAACUGCCAAGCCUCCUUCCAGUCCCUGACGAGCUGCCCCGGGGACAACUACCAGGCGUGCCUGGGCUCCUACGCGGGGCUCAUUGGUGAGUGCUGGGGGGGGGGCGGGUGGUGCUCCUGCAAAGGCAGCGGCAACAUGGAGGAGGAGUGCGAGAAGUUCCUCCGAGACUUCACAGAAAACCCCUGUCUCGGAAAUGCCAUCCAAGCCUUCGGCAACGGCACCGAUGUGAACAUCUCCCCCAAGAACCCCUCGCCCCCCGUCACCCUGCCACCGAAGACGGAGAAGAGCCCUGCCUUGCCGGAUGACAUCAACGACAGCAACACCAUGUACGACACGAGCGUCAUCACCACCUGCACCUCCGUCCAGGAGCAUGGACCGAAGCUAAACAAGUCCAAAGAGCAGAGUCUGUGCUACUCAGAGACCCAGCUGACCACGGACAUCAUGCCAGACCAGAAGACGUUCGUGGACCAGAAGGCAGGCGGCAGCCGACACUGGGCGGGCCGGAGCCUGCCCGUUGUGCCCAUCCUCCUGCUGCAGCUGGCGCUCUAG